UAACCCUAACCCUAACCAAAACCUUCAACCAAUGGCCGGAGGUCGAUUCCGCGAGCUCUUAAACAAAUACGGCAAGGUCGCUCUCGGCGUCCACCUCUCCGUCUCCGCCGCAAGCAUCACCGGCCUCUACAUCGCCAUUAAAAACAACCUCGACGUUGAAUCGGCGUUAGAAAAGGUCCGAUUUAAGCAGCUGGAAUCGAUCCUCGAAAAAGUCGGUAUGGCUGGACCUAAAGAAGAAGAAUUAGACGCUGAUAUUUCAAAUCCGGAAUCGAAGGAGAGGAAUCAGACGGCGGAGCUGGUGGCGUCGAGCGGCGGAGCGUUGGCGCUGGUGGUUCUGUGUAAUAAGGCUCUGUUUCCGGUCAAAACCCGUAGAAUGACAUUAAUGCCCUCAUGUGCUUCACAUGUGACCUGA
Helianthus annuus (common sunflower) is the source of this 412-nucleotide messenger RNA. RefSeq lists its product as uncharacterized. The transcript has 2 exons. The record is from RefSeq and is a predicted model, not a curated record. The coding region runs from base 32 to 412 and encodes 126 amino acids. Gene Ontology annotation, cellular component: mitochondrion. Lineage: Eukaryota; Viridiplantae; Streptophyta; Magnoliopsida; Asterales; Asteraceae.